CCAAUUUUGGAAUAGCGAAUUAUUCGAACGAAUCCGUGCAGAAGACGUUUGAAAACGACGGAUAGAGGUCACUGGACCAAGACGGGUAUAAGUUGACUGUUUGUUUCUGAAAAGUGGCUGUACAGAAUGCAAUUCCACGCCUUUGCCUUCAAGAUUGCUCUCCUGUUGUCAAGUUUAGCUGUCAACGCACAACUAAUUCAGUCGGAUCGGUUGCAGCCGAUGAAAGGAGAUGACAUGAGAAUAUACGAAGAAGAGUUGAACAUUUUAAGAAUACAUAACAAUGAAAUACUAUUUAAUAGAGUUCACGAGACGGCGCUACAGCAUUUAGACGAUAUCACGCAAUUAGAAGACGUUCACGAUACCUAUGAAUUCACACCUUUCACGCAGCAGUCCUAUGAAAACGCAAGUCUGGCGUGCAUCAAUGACACCAUUCACUACGUUAAAGACAUUCUGCGUGGCGAGAGUUAUGCCAUGCGCAUGUUUGAUUCGAUCGGAAAGCCGCCAGCGGGCAUCUUAGAAGGCAAUUACAUGUGGGUCGGCUCUUCGGUGGAAUGUCGACGAGUGGUAGAUGUCCAAACAUACAAUUCUUCGUUCAGUGGAAAGUAUUGUAUUGCUGCCUUUCCUAUGAGCUCAGAGUUGGUUCUGCAACCUCAAGUGGAACUUGGCCUAUGCCUGCCAGAUAGCUGUGAUAAUACAGAUGUGCUGGUAUUGAUCAACGCAGGACUUGGAUUAGUUCCAGUCCAGGGUCUGCGAGCAUCGUCUGUUAUUUGUAUCGAGGAGUCGUCGUUAUCGACAGGAGCCAUCGUCAUGAUAGUCGUCAUUGGAGUAUUGCUGUAUCUAAUGGCAGUUGGUACCGGAUAUGACGUAUAUGUGAAAUACCUACAGAGAGACAGCGGCACUCAAUUGCCCGUUUUUACAAGAAGCAAUAUUCAAAACGAUGUGAGAGACCACGCAGAAGUAUCCCCUCUUUUGAAACCCGAGGAUGAUCAAGAUGUAGAAGAAGAUGUAUCUGCUCUACUGAAACCUGUGCCGGAAGAAAACGAACAUUAUGAAGACACCCACUCAGUAAUACACGAUGAACAAAGAGCUAAGACAUUGUCACCACGUCCAGGAACUUUGGUCCAAUGUAUACUUGCGUUCUCUGUGCUGGAGAACGGUGGGAAGAUAUUAGACACCACGCAUGCGUCAGGUACUUUGGCCGCUAUCCAUGGCGUCCGCGUGCUUAGUAUGUGGUGGGUCAUCUUGGGUCAUAGCUAUAGUUCGCUUUUUGGGUUUUCUGAUAACAUAUCCGUCUUACCGGAAGUAUUAAAAAGGUUUACUUUCCAAGCAAUCUCGAAUGCAACAUUUUCCGUUGAUACGUUCUUUUUCUUAAGAUUAACCCCAGUCUAUAUGUUCAUAAUAUUUUUCUCGACGUACUUAUUACCAUAUAUUGGCGAUGGUCCAUAUCAAGCUAUGAACUCCGUAAUCGAAGACCCGUGUAAAACGAAUUGGUGGACUAAUCUGUUGUACAUUAAUAACCUCGUACCAUGGCCUGGGAUGGAACAGUGUUACGGCGUGGCAUGGUAUCUCGCAAAUGAUAUGCAAUUUCACGUGGUUUCUCCUAUAAUAAUAAUCUUGCUUGUAAGGUGGCGCUAUUCGGGAUUUGGACUACUUACAGUAUUGAUGGGAUCAACGCUUGCCGCAAGAGUUGCAACGGGAGUUCAUUACGACCUCACCUCAUCAAUGAAUUCUGUACUGGACCCCAAUAUUACUGGUGGAACAUAUUUUCUGAUGUCGCCAUACAUGUAUACUAAACCAUGGACACGUAUCGGCACAUACCUCACAGGUAUGGCUGUAGGGUAUGCUUUAGUCAAGACGGAGUGCAACUUUAAAAUACCCAGGGCUGUUAAUCUCAUCUGUUGGAUGGCGGCUUGGGUAGUAGCCCUGUCUGUAUUGUAUGGUUUAUAUGGUACAUUUCACGGCGUUGAGCUGUCAAGGGGAGUUGAUAUAUUAUAUUUGACUAUAUGCAGAGUAGCAUGGUCAAUUGCUAUUGGGUGGCUGACGUUUGCUUGCCUUACUGGUAACGGAGAUCUACAUAUAUAUUGCGGGUUUGGUGAUUUCAUACUGUUUGGCAUUUGUUGUAUCUCUGAUGGCAGAAGCGCCCAUGAUGAGGCUGGAAAAGAUACUGUUACGAAAAGACAAGAGCAUAUAAUAGGAGUUGUAUCAAACUAUGCGUCGUAUUCAUUCCAUUAA
Messenger RNA from Saccoglossus kowalevskii, 2232 nucleotides. Its product is annotated as nose resistant to fluoxetine protein 6-like. The record is from RefSeq and is a predicted model, not a curated record. Gene Ontology annotation, molecular function: acyltransferase activity, transferring groups other than amino-acyl groups. Lineage: Eukaryota; Metazoa; Hemichordata; Enteropneusta; Harrimaniidae.